This is a messenger RNA of Hordeum vulgare subsp. vulgare (domesticated barley), 1077 nucleotides long. RefSeq names its product BTB/POZ and MATH domain-containing protein 1-like. The record is from RefSeq and is a predicted model, not a curated record. Bases 1 to 1077 code for a protein of 358 amino acids. Gene Ontology annotation, biological process: protein ubiquitination. Gene Ontology annotation, molecular function: protein binding. Lineage: Eukaryota; Viridiplantae; Streptophyta; Magnoliopsida; Poales; Poaceae. The transcript has a single exon.
AUGACAGCGUCCGAGAGGCCAACAGAUAGGGCGGUGUCCGUGUGCACCCCAACGACGGCGCGGACCAAGCUCGUAUUCGAGAUCGUCGGGUACAGCCUGCACAAGGGCAUCGGCGCCGGCAAAUUCAUCCAGUCCAAGCCCGUCUCCGUCGGCGGCUAUGAAUGGUGCAUACGCUACUACCCCGACGGAGACGAGGACCACGUGGCAGUCUACCUGGAGCUCCUGAGCAAGGGUGCCAAGGUAAGGCUGAUCUACGACCUGAGGCUGGUCAACCACGCCGUCGAACUCUCCACGGGGAGGUGCUGUCCGAAAUCGUCGCAAGAGUUCGAUUCCCUCGACGCCAAUAAGGGCCCAUUUCUCCUUGGGAGAAACAAGUUUAAGAAGAGAAGCGAACUAGAGAGGUCUCCAUUCUUGCGGGAUGACUGCCUCAUGAUUGAGUGUGACCUCACCGUGAUCAUGGAACCACUUGUCGAGGAGAUCCAUAAAAUCCAUGUGCCACCCUCAGACUUGGCAGAUAAUCUUGGAACAUGGCUAGAUACGGGGGAGGAAGCAGAUGUGACAUUCAAUGUUAGAGGGGAGACUUUCCCUGCUCAUAAGAUCGUGCUUGCGAUGCGGUCACCGGUCUUCAAGGCACAGCUCUAUGGACCGAUGGGAGACAAGACGGCGCAGAACAUAACCGUGGACGAUAUGCAGCCUGCUGUUUUCAAGGAUCUACUUCAAUUCAUCUACAAGGAUUCGUUGCCUUUCCUGGACGACCUCGAUGAUGAGAAGGGUGACAUGGUUAAGCAUUUACUGGUGGCUGCAGAUCGAUAUGCCAUGGAAAGGAUGAAGAUAAUAUGCGAAGCCACUCUGUCCAAAAGUCUUACUGUCGAGACUGUCGCGGCCACGUUAGCUCUGGCUGAUCAGUAUCAUUGCAGCGGGCUAAAAGAUGCUUGCAUUGAAUUUGCCAUCUCUUGUAAUAGAAUGGGUGGUGUGGUUGCAAGCCAAGGGUAUGUGCACUUGAAAAGAUCAUGCCCGGCUGUCUUAGGAGAUAUCCUGGAGAGAGUAACGAAGUCUCCCAAAGUUCAGUGUUCAUGA